Helicoverpa zea (corn earworm) is the source of this 1040-nucleotide messenger RNA. RefSeq lists its product as uncharacterized. The transcript has 2 exons. The coding region runs from base 126 to 866 and encodes 246 amino acids. Lineage: Eukaryota; Metazoa; Arthropoda; Insecta; Lepidoptera; Noctuidae. The record is from RefSeq and is a predicted model, not a curated record.
AAGACUGAACUGUUUGUUAGAGACGAUUACCGCGAAUUGGUUGAACUAUGCGUUGUGUUCUUAGGAGGAGACACAGUGUAUAAACUAAAACUCAGGCCCCCCGAGCUUUGCAUCAAGCGCGAUGGAUGGCGAGAGCAAUCUAUUCUAUAAAAAUAUGUUUGCUUCAAUCGCAACUUAAAAUUACUGCAAAGGACAAAAAUGCUCUACAAGAUGUUUGUUUAUUUAUCGUCACCUUGUAUACCAAACCUUGGCUCGAAUGUACAAUGGCAGUUAAAGCACCUAACCAAGACUUGUCCUUUUUGAAAGCUCUAAAAGAAUAUGAAAAAGUAGACGCGACAAUUUCCAAGGCAUCCAUAAGCAAGUUUAUUCGUCAUUUAUGGUAUUUGUGUGAAGAAACAGUCAUAUUAUCACUCUUUGAUGAAGAAGUUGAUACCAAAACCAAGACAAAAAUUAUUAAUAAUUUAAACAGAGACGAAAGUUCAGAUUCCUCUAAACGCUAUGUCCCAUCGAAGGAAGAAAUUACGCAAAAUUUGUUUGAUAUGACGCUGGAUGAUUUUGUAACUCAAAGAAGCAAACGAUUUCUAUCUCGACUACAGAUCGACGACAGUUUUCUUCGGGAAGACGUAUCUUCGUGGGGUGACAAUCCUGCUUUUUUGGAAGCUAGAAGACGAUUAAGUCGUUUGAAGGUCGUAAAUGACACUGCUGAAAGAGCUGUUAAAUUAAUGCAAGAUUAUAAUGGUCUUAUCACGGCUGAAGAAGAGCAAAAUCAGUUUUUGUUGCGUUGUGUUCAGGAACAUAGAAAUCUGUAUCCAGACUGUAAAAAAACUACACUAAAGAGAAGUUACCCUAAUUCAUUAUUAUUAUAAUUUGUAUUUAAAUAAAAGUUUGUAUUGAUAUUUUUUUAGUAUUACUCAUAUUUACUUUAUUUGUUGCAUUUUAAUUAGUUUUGGAUCAACCCAAAACGUCAGACCAAAACACCAUUUUUUAUUAAACUUUAGAGCCCGGUCGGCACAGGUUGCAAACAUGCUACAGAUAUGAAA